Colletotrichum godetiae is the source of this 888-nucleotide messenger RNA. RefSeq names its product methyltransferase. The transcript has 2 exons. Lineage: Eukaryota; Fungi; Ascomycota; Sordariomycetes; Glomerellales; Glomerellaceae. The record is from RefSeq and is a predicted model, not a curated record. Bases 1 to 888 code for a protein of 295 amino acids. Gene Ontology annotation, molecular function: oxidoreductase activity.
AUGACCACCGGCAACUUUCGCUAUCUGGACCCGGCGACUCUGUACGACAGCAAGCCCUGGGCUAAGGUCGAUACUGAUGUAACCUCCUUCAGCCGGCUCGAGCGCCGUCGGUCGGUAGUCAACAUCCGCGAGUCGGCGGAAGAGUUCGGCACCGACGUUUCCGGGUUCGCCGUGUACAACUCUCCGGCCAAAGAGAAGGACUUCACCGACGACAACGCGGUGCGGAGCGGCUACUAUGCUGAAGUUGAGUCCCUCUUGCGGGAUAAGCUGCCCGGCGUGAAGAAGGUUGUGAUCUUCGACCACACGAUUCGGAGGAGGGAGAAGAACAGCCCCAGACAGCCGGUGCAGCAGGUGCAUGUUGACCAGACGCCCGGUGCGGCAGAAGCUCGCGUGAGGAGGCAUGUUCCGGGGAGUGAGGCGGAUGAGCUGGUCAAGGGACGGUACCAGAUUAUCAACGUCUGGAGACCGAUUGGGCACCCGGCGAGUGAUUUUCCGCUUGCGGUGAUUGACUGGCGGACGACGGAGCCCAAAGAUCUGAUUGCUGUGGAUCUGCUGUACCCCAGACGGACGGAUACCGACGACGACGAUCGGGGCAAGGAAGUGCUUCCCGAUCCGGCUUUGGCGCGGUCGACGGAGAAUUACGAUGUCAAGGGCGAGACUUUCUCUGUUGCACCAAGCGACAAGCACAAGCUGUACUACGCCAAAGACAUGACCCCUGAUGAAGCCAUGUUCAUCAAGUGCUUCGACUCGAGGAGUCAGGGCCAGCCUGGCGGCAAGCCGGGACGGGCCGACUACACGCCUCACACGGCCUUUGUUGACCCCAACACCCCCGCAGAUGCUAAGGGAAGACAAAGCAUAGAGGUUAGAUGCCUGGUAUUUUAUGAGUAG